CCCCCCCCCCCCCCUCGCUCGCUCUCCCCUCCCGUCCUUGCUACAAAAGGAUCCCGCUACCUUCUCGGUUCCCCCUCCCGCUAUUCUCUCCCGCAUACCCCUCCGUCCUAUCCACCCUCUAUACCCACGACGAACAGUUGCAAGCCUCGCCGCCCCGUGUCUUGUUUUCUGUCUGUGGCCCUGAUUCUUCGCCGUUCAGAAAAGCGGCCCAUCAGUAGUUGCCGCCUGAUCGUCGGUUCUGAACCACUCGUUGAGCAUAAGAAGCUGCAACGAACGUCAGAGGUGUUCACACACAAACAAGGUCUUUUCACGCAGAGGACUCGCGCCUCUCUUCCAAGAUAACAAUGUCUGCCGAACCCGAAGCUACCCCCCCACAAGCUGACGUUCCCCCCGCUGACGCCGAGCAGCCAGUUUGUGCUGCAGAGCUCUCGGGGGACUAUGACCUCCACUGGCAUAUCGGCGCGAUGUUUCUCAUCAUGUUGCUGUCGUUCAUGGGAACACUCCUGCCCAUCGUCGGGCGAAGAUUCUCUGCGGCCAAGCUUGGCAACCUGUCCUUCCAAUGUCUGAAACUCUUCGGCAGCGGUGUCAUCUUAGCCACCGCUGUCGUUCACAUGUUCACGCCUGCCCAAGAGCAGCUCACCAACCCAUGCCUCCCUCAAGUCUUCCAAGACUAUGGCGCCUGGGCCGGCGCGAUUGCCCUCUUUGGCAUUUUCUUCACCCAUUUCCUUCAAGUAUCUGCUGUAACCAUAUUACGCCAGCGCCAUGGCAAGAAGCAUGCAACAAAGGCCGUGCAUGCCGCCCAUACCCACCGACACCACCAUCAUGAGAUGCGCGCUGAGCAAGCCCACGGCGACAACGACUCGGGCAGUGUGUCCACUUCUACCGAAGGGCCUCUUUCACUAUCCACUGGCAAGCAGCUGGAGGAAGGACUCGUUCAAGAUAAGGAUAGGAUCAACGGCGAGGGCGCAUCGUCGUCUACGGAUGCGGAGCCCCAUGUUGUCCAUCGCCAUUCUCAAGCUCACGCUGACGACGCUCAUCACCAUAGCUUGGUGCUCGCGGAUGCCGAGAAGACUGUCGCGACGUACGUUCUUGAGCUCGGUAUUGCGUCGCACUCUAUCAUCAUCGGGUUGACGCUCGGUGCCGCCAGAGAGGAGUUCCACAGUCUCCUCAUCGCACUCUGCUUCCACCAAUUCUUCGAGGGCCUGGCCCUCUCCACCGUCGUCUUGGACGCAGAGCUCAAGAAGCGCACCCUUGCAAUCGGGAUGGUCAUCUUCUACUGCUUCACCACGCCCAUUGGAAUCGCAUUGGGCAUCGCGCUCAACUCAAGUUACAACGAAAACGCAACCCGCGCCCUCAUCUCCACCGGCGUCCUCGACGCCCUCUCCGCCGGAAUCCUCCUCUACGACGGCCUCGCCAACAUCAUCGUGCCCCACUUCCAGUCCAUGAACUUCAAGCACGCCCGGAUCAGCGCACAGUUCGUCCAGUUCCUUUCCCUGUGGGCCGGUGCCGCCCUCAUGGCUGUGAUUGGUCGCUGGGCGUAGAUCCCAUCCAAUAUACCCAUACGUUGGGACAACCAAAGGCUCUACCUCUUCAAGACUCUUUUUCUUUAAGGCAGUCAUGGAACCGCUUAUACACCAGCAAUAUAUAUCCUCGCUUUCGCGAAAGAACCCAUCCCGCUUUUCCCACUUCCGCCGUUGAUGGCGGUCGGACACUUCAUUUGUAUCUUAUG
Molecule: messenger RNA, 1729 nt
Organism: Fimicolochytrium jonesii
Lineage: Eukaryota; Fungi; Chytridiomycota; Chytridiomycetes; Spizellomycetales; Powellomycetaceae
Product: Zinc/iron permease
Exons: 5
Coding region: 345-1541 (398 amino acids)
Biological process (GO): zinc ion transmembrane transport
Cellular component (GO): plasma membrane
Molecular function (GO): zinc ion transmembrane transporter activity
Source: RefSeq, a predicted model, not a curated record